CAGCGGCGCACCCGCACUGCUCGCCACAGCUCACCUCAGCCCAGCACACCAUGCAGCCCGGAGCCGCAGCGCUGAUCGCAGUUGCCCUGGCCGUCGCUGCCGGAGCGGUGGCCGCCAGGCCAGCUGAGACGGAGGAGCGGCCGGCGCGCAGCCUGUACCCCUUGGGACCGGGCGGCUUCCUGCAGCCCGGCGGCCCCUUCGGUGGCCUGGGAGUCGGUGGCGGAGGCAGCGGGUUCUCCAAUUCGGGCAGCCACAGCGAGAGCCAGGCGUCCAGCCAGAGUGGCGCAGGCGGCCAAGGCUUGGGCCCCGCCUCCGGCUCCUACAGCCAGUCCAGCGCCAGCUCAAACUCCUUCAGCGGCAGCGGGUAUUUCCCGUUUGGCUAAGAGGAAUGCAAGGAGGUAUAGCAGAGAUGUCUCCGGGUGCCUUAUGGGACUUUUCCUAAUGUGUGGACGUCGACGAGAUACAAAAGUGAGCAACAGAAAGCAGAAUCAGCAAACAUCUUCUGUAAUAACUAAUUUUUUAAAUAAAAGUUAAAAUUUGUCUGUAAAAA
This is a messenger RNA of Schistocerca gregaria, 550 nucleotides long. RefSeq names its product pupal cuticle protein 36a-like. NCBI's taxonomy places the organism in Eukaryota, Metazoa, Arthropoda, Insecta, Orthoptera, Acrididae. Bases 51 to 383 code for a protein of 110 amino acids. The record is from RefSeq and is a predicted model, not a curated record. The transcript is spliced from 3 exons.